CGUGCAGAGCGGAAACUGAAGCUGUGUCUCACAACCGCGUGCGCUGUCACACCGCGUUAUCCGAGUCACUCAGUACCGGACCUGUGUCUCUCACUAUCGGAGUCGGUAGUGUGUCCGUUGUAGUUGUUCCUUCGGUUAACGGUUCGGCGGUGCUCAUGGCGGACGGCGCUCCGAGCGGCAGUGGCAGUGAUGGCGAGGAGAAAGGCGCGCGCCUCCGGGGGUUCGCGCGUCAGGGCGCGCUCCGCCAGAAGAACGUGCACGAGGUGAAGGACCACAAAUUCAUCCCGCGUUUCUUCAAGCAGCCCACCUUCUGCAGCCACUGUACCGACUUCAUCUGGGGUUUCGGGAAACAAGGAUUUCAGUGUCAAGUUUGCUGUUUUGUGGUGCACAAGCGCUGUCAUGAGUUUGUCACCUUCUCCUGUCCUGGAGCAGAUAAAGGCCCGGCGUCAGAUGACCCACGCAGUAAACACAAGUUUAAGGUGCAUACGUACUCCAGUCCGACGUUCUGCGAUCACUGCGGAUCCCUGCUGUAUGGGCUCAUUCACCAGGGCAUGAGAUGUGAACAUUGUAUGAUGAAUAUACAUAAGCGAUGUGUCGCCAACGUGCCGAGUCUGUGUGGAACUGAUCACACUGAGCGCAGAGGACGCAUCCAGAUCACCGCCAACAUCAAGAAUAAUGUACUCACCGUAUCCAUUACGGAAGCGAGAAACUUGGUUCCGAUGGAUCCGAACGGCCUUUCUGACCCAUACGUGAAGCUCAAACUCAUUCCUGAUCCGAAAAGCGAGAGCAAACAGAAGACCAAGACUAUAAAGUGCUGCCUGAAUCCGACGUGGAAUGAGACCUUUACAUUUAAUUUGAAGGAAUCCGAUAAGGACCGCAGGUUAUCAGUGGAGAUCUGGGAUUGGGAUUUGACCAGUAGGAAUGACUUCAUGGGUUCGCUCUCAUUCGGCAUCUCAGAACUGCAGAAACAAAGCGUGGAUGGCUGGUUUAAGUUGCUGAGUCAGGAGGAGGGUGAAUAUUUUAACGUGCCGGUCCCACCCGAGGGAGAAGAAGGAAAUGAGGAGCUGAGACAGAAACUUGAGAGAGCUAAAAUAGCUUCCGUGGCUAAGAAGACAGACUCAUCUGUAUCCAAGAUGGACAAUAAUGGAAACAGAGACCGGAUGAAGCUUUCUGACUUCAACUUCCUUAUGGUGCUUGGAAAAGGGAGCUUUGGGAAGGUAAUGUUGGCUGAGACAAAGGGAACAGAUGAAUUAUUUGCUGUAAAGAUUCUGAAGAAGGACGUGGUGAUUCAGGAUGAUGAUGUGGAAUGUACCAUGGUGGAGAAGAGAGUGUUAGCACUUGCAGGAAAACCUCCUUUCCUUACACAGCUGCAUUCCUGCUUCCAGACCAUGGACCGGCUGUACUUUGUAAUGGAAUACAUUAACGGAGGUGACCUGAUGUACCAGAUUCAGCAGGUUGGAAAGUUCAAGGAGCCGCAUGCCGUGUUCUAUUCUGCAGAGAUUGCCAUAGGCCUGUUCUUCUUGCACUCUAAAGGCAUAAUUUACAGGGAUCUGAAGUUAGAUAAUGUAAUGCUGGAUGCUGAAGGUCACAUUAAGAUCGCAGAUUUUGGAAUGUGUAAGGAGAACAUGUUAGAGGGCAUCACCACCAAAACUUUCUGCGGUACUCCGGACUACAUCGCUCCUGAGAUCAUCGCGUAUCAGCCGUAUGGGAAGUCAGUAGACUGGUGGGCCUUCGGGGUGCUGCUGUAUGAAAUGCUAGCUGGACAGCCGCCGUUUGACGGAGAAGAUGAGGAUGAGCUGUUCCAAUCCAUCAUGGAGCAUCAUGUGUCAUAUCCGAAAUCAAUGUCUAAGGAGGCAGUGGCCAUCUGUAAAGGAUUGAUGACGAAGCACCCUGGAAAACGUCUAGGGUGUGGCCCAGAGGGAGAGAGAGACAUCCGAGAGCAUAGUUUCUUCCGUUACAUGGAUUGGGAGAAGCUUGAGAGCAAAGAGGUUCAACCACCAUUUAAACCCAAAGCUUGUGGCCGAGAGGCGGAGAAUUUCGAUCGCUUUUUCACACGUCACCCUCCGGUGCUCACUCCGCCCGACCAGGAAGUCAUCAUGAACCUCGACCAGGACGAGUUCGAGGGUUUCUCCUUCAUAAACUCUGAGUUUCCUAGCGCAGGAGCUCAAAGCUAAUUAAUAUUAGCUGUUUAAUGAACUCUACCCUCCCCAUGCCCCCAACAUCCUGUCAUACAAGCCAAUCAUUUCUUGCUUCUGCUGGUGCACGUCCUGCUCCCUCCCUACCGGCCACUUGGCUGAAGUGCUUAUGAACAUAGAUAAUGACUAUUAGAUAAUCAGAUGCAUGCAAAACAUGCUCCCUGCAGACUACUUGGCUGUAACUUAUAUAUAUAUACAUAUAUACUUAGAUGCAUGUAGAACUUCGCUGUGAUAGCUAGGUAAUUUAACAAUUCAGAUUUUAUUUACUAAAAUACAUGUGGGCAGCAGAUAGAACAUCAGUACAGGAGAUUUCCACUUCCUCUAGGAAUGCUCCAGUUUUUCCUAGUUAUACACUUCCACCAGGAUUUCUCCACCUCCUCCAAGAUGCAUGAGUGACUUCCUGCAGCCACACAGCAGUGUGUGCUUCCAUCCAUCUGUUUAUAAUGCCGGGGAAUUAGCCAGUAAGGAAACUCGAACAUGGAAAGGAGAAAGUAAAGAAGAGGAGAAGAAAAGGAAGAAACAGUACAAAAAUGAUAAACAGGAAGUUUAAAACAGAAGGACUGAGCAAAAAUAGGAAGCAAAAAGUUAAGCCACAAGAGAGGUAGAAAUGUAGGUAGGAUGCGAAAAGAUAA
Clarias gariepinus (North African catfish) is the source of this 2827-nucleotide messenger RNA. It is a transcript of the gene prkcbb, whose product is annotated as protein kinase C, beta b. The record is from RefSeq and is a predicted model, not a curated record. The transcript has 17 exons. NCBI's taxonomy places the organism in Eukaryota, Metazoa, Chordata, Actinopteri, Siluriformes, Clariidae. Gene Ontology annotation, molecular function: zinc ion binding; ATP binding; diacylglycerol-dependent serine/threonine kinase activity. Bases 156 to 2174 code for a protein of 672 amino acids. Gene Ontology annotation, biological process: protein phosphorylation.